Scatophagus argus is the source of this 6549-nucleotide messenger RNA. It is a transcript of the gene abcc10, whose product is annotated as ATP-binding cassette, sub-family C (CFTR/MRP), member 10. NCBI's taxonomy places the organism in Eukaryota, Metazoa, Chordata, Actinopteri, Scatophagidae. The transcript has 22 exons. Bases 314 to 4960 code for a protein of 1548 amino acids. Gene Ontology annotation, biological process: transmembrane transport. Gene Ontology annotation, molecular function: ATP hydrolysis activity; ATP binding; ABC-type transporter activity. Gene Ontology annotation, cellular component: membrane. The record is from RefSeq and is a predicted model, not a curated record.
AAGAUUUCUUAUCUGAAUUAUGUGACAUUAGUGCUGGCGUAGAGUCGUAUUUAACACGACUCUGCGUCGUUAUUGUUUUGUUCACGUGAUAUUUGUGUUAUUAUGACUCUGUCGUUCAAACGAGACAAACUGGUUAAUGUUUUGUUAGCUAAGCUAGUUAGCCGGCCUCAUUUGUUUACAUUAGUGAGGCAGUUCAGUAGAGCCAGGAAACCCCCUGAGCUCUACGUCUGUAGUUGGAACAGGUGUUCUGUUUUCUGCUACGCCAGAGGUUAGAGAUAUUUUCUAGAAUGACGGCUGUCCAAUAGGAGGAGGGAUGAGGGGCUCUGGGCCAGCAGAACUGCUCGCAGGCCUCUGUCACACAGACGAGCACAAUCCUUUCCCUGUGUGGCAGAAUGGACUCCUCAGCCCUUGUUUCAACCAGCUCGUCCUUGGAGCCUUGCCUCAUGCAGGGAUGGCCAUUUUCAGUGCCUGCUUCCUCAGCGUGGCAAGACGCAGCCUCCACCGGACGUCUCCUCCCUGCGGCUGGACGCUCAGGUCGGCGUCGGCUCUGCUGGCCGCGCUGCUCUUCGCCGCAGACGUGGUCCUGGUGAGCCUCCUCCAGCAGGACGACAUGUUUCUGGACGUCCUUGCUGACAGCUGUGCCAUCCUGGCCUGGCUGGUCCACUUCAGUGCCAUCACGGUGCUCCAGAGGACUGUGUUCAGGAGGACCAGAGGACCUACACUGCUGCUCCUGCUGGUCCUUCUGUCUGUCCCAAACGUGGUCAUCACCUUGAUGAUUUACUGCGCCAAUCAGGAAUAUUUGAACCCCACAGAGCCUCUUAAGGUGGGACGUUUUGUUCUUGCCUCAGCCCGAACGCUCCCCCUCCUGGUUUAUCUUCUGGCAUUUGCAUUUCCCUGCAUCGGUGACGCUGGAUAUACUUUGUAUGUCAAUGCUGUGGAUGGGUCCCCGCUCAUCUCAGAGGGCACUCAGCCCGACACAGGUGAGAUGGUGGCCGAGGAUGGAAGCAGCUGUGUCUCUCGGCUCUUCUACCUGUGGUUGACCCCUCUCCUGAGACGAGGGCAGCGAGGGGAGCUGGACAGACCGGCUGAUGUUUAUCACCUCCCUCGGAAACUUCGGACUAGCGUGCUCUGUCGAUACUUCCACCAGUGCUGGGAAGCCUGCCGGCGAGGGGCAGCGGUCAGUGAAGGGCAGGAUCAGUGGCCCAGGCCGGUCAGCGGGAACCUCCUGAGUGGCACCUGGAGUUCACACUACCAGGAGGAACCACUGGACCUGCAGGGUGAUGUAGGACUGCUGAGGGUGCUGCACAAGGCGUUUGGGUUGCGAUACUACCUUCUCGGUGUGCUGAAGGUGUCGGUCAACAUGCUGAGCUUUGCAGGUCCCCUGCUCCUCAGCGAUCUGAUAAACUUCAUGGAGGAAAAGGCAGCUCCAGUCAGUACGGGGGUCUGGUGUGCUCUGGGACUCUUUAUCACCACUUUUCUCACUUCUGUCCUCCGGAACAUCUUUGUCUUCGAGGUCUCCAAGGUGGCGUUGUCAGCACGCACUGCUCUUGUGUCGGCCAUCUACGGCAAAGCCCUGCGGGUCAGCAGCAGCAACCUGGCGGGCUUCACCCUGGGAGAGGUGGUGAACUUAAUGAGCACGGACACUGAUCGUGUGGUCAACUUCUUCAACAGUUUCCACGAGCUGUGGAGCCUUCCCUUCCGGCUUGCGAUCACCCUCUACCUGCUGUACCUGCAGGUGGGUGUGGCUUUCCUCGGAGGGCUGGGCGUGGCGCUGCUGCUGGUGCCCUUCAACAAGUUCCUUGUUUCCCGUAUCAUCAAGAACAACAAAGACAUGCUCAGGUACAAGGACAGCCGUGUCAAGUUAAUGACGGAGAUCCUCUUCGGCAUUCGCGUCAUCAAGUUCUACAACUGGGAGCCUUAUUUUACUCAGAGGGUCGCCGACUGUCGUAAGAAAGAGCUGUCCCACCUCAAGGCCAUCAAGUACCUGGACGCCAUGUGUGUUUACACCUGGGCUGCUCUGCCAGUGGUCAUCUCCAUCCUCACCUUCGUCACAUAUGUGCUGCUGGGACACCAGCUGACUGCACCCAAGGUCUUCACCACGCUGGCUCUGGUGGGAAUGUUGAUCAUCCCGCUCAACGCUUUCCCCUGGGUGCUCAACGGCAUAUUGGAGGCCAAAGUGUCUUUGGAGCGAAUCCAACGCUUCUUCAAACUGACCAAUCGGGACCUGCAGGCGUACUACGCCCUGGUGUCUCCUGAGGAUACUCAGAUGUCCGUCCUGUUGAGUCAGGUGACGUUUUCCUGGCGGGGGCCCGACGGUCCCAAAGAGGGAGAAAGUGACCGCGGAGCCGCCAAAGGGAGUCUGCUGCUGCACAGCCUCAGUCUGAACAUAACCAAGGGCUCUCUGGUCGUUGUGGUGGGGAAAGUCGGCUGUGGGAAAAGCUCCUUACUGGCUGCUCUCACUGGAGAACUCAGCAGGCACAGCGGGCUCGUGUUCGUUGCGGACCGAGAGGCCGGCUUCGGUCUGGCGUCUCAGGAGCCGUGGAUCCAGAACGCGUCAGUACGGGACAACAUCCUGUUUGGCAAAGACUACAACCCCGCCUUCUACCAGGCUGUGAUCGCGGCCUGCGCUCUCUCAGACGACCUGAACGUUUUGCCGAAUGGCGACAGGACGGAGGUGGGAGAGAACGGAGUGACUCUGAGCGGAGGACAGAAGGCCCGACUGGCCCUCGCCAGAGCUGUUUACAUGGACAAGGACAUCUACCUCCUCGAUGAUCCUUUGGCAGCGGUCGACACGGACGUGGCCGAACACCUCAUGAAGAAAUGCAUCCUGGAGCUGCUCAAGGGCAAGACCAGAAUCCUUUGCACACACCGCAUAGAGUUUGUGGACAAGGCAGACGUGGUGGUCCUCAUGGACAACGGAACCAUCAUCCAAACAGGAACGCCAGCAGAAAUCCUCCCUCUGGUCGAAGCCGUGCCUAAAAAUCGGAAGAAUGAGCACAACAUGAGACAGAAAGAUGGUGUGGAGCAGGAGGAAGAGGAGCCCAAUUCUUCCCCCGAUCUCUGCGUGGAUGAUGACCUCGAGCUGUCGGGGGCGGAGGAGAAGCAGGUGGGCGGGCUGGCGUGGAGAGUCUACCGGACCUACUGGGUUGCUGUGGGCGGAGUGCUGGCCUCUGCGGUCCUGAUGUCUCUGCUCCUCAUGCAAGCCUCUAAGAACGUUUCUGAUUGGUGGCUGUCCCACUGGAUCUCAGAGCUGAGGAACAACGGCUCCACUGGACUGAAUGGCUCUUCGCCAGGUGGCUUCGGCUCACCUCACCUGCUGCUCUUCUCACCUGGAGGCUUGAUGUCUCCUCUGUCCUCCUCUGUGCAAACGUUCCCUUCAAACAACAUGAGCUCCGAUGUGGAGUUUUACCUGACGGUGUACAGCUCCAUUGCCGUGGCCAACACCAUCUUCACCGCCCUCCGAGCCUUCCUCUUUGCCUACGGAGCCAUCUGCGCUGCCAUGGCCAUCCACAACAGACUUCUGGACCGGGUCCUUAAGGCCACAGUGACCUUCUUCGACACCACCCCGAUGGGUCGCAUUCUCAACCGUUUCUCUUCGGAUCUGUACAGCGUGGACGACAGCCUGCCGUUUAUCCUCAACAUCCUGCUGGCCACAGCGUUCAACCUGCUGGGCAUGUUGGUGGUCAUAAGCUAUGGCCUCCCCUGGGUCCUAGUGCCCCUGCUGCCCCUGGCUCUGUUCUACUACCGCACACAGCACUUCUACCGACACACGUCGCGCGAGCUGAAGCGCCUGUGCAGCCUCACCCUGUCGCCCAUCUACUCGCACUUCUCUGAGACGCUGACGGGGCUGGGAACCAUCCGGGCCAGCGGCAGCUCUGCCAGGUUUGAGGAGGAGAACGCCAGGCGUCUGGAGCAGAACCAGCGCUGCUUGUUCCUCAGCAAUGCCGCCAGGCAGUGGCUGGACAUCCGCCUGCAGCUGAUUGGAGUUGCUGUGGUGACCGGUCUCGGGGUGAUCGCUGUCAUCCAGCACCAGUACAGUUCUGUUGAUCCAGGUCUGGUGGGUCUGUCCCUGUCCUACGCCCUGUCCAUCACAAUGCUGCUGUCUGGCCUGAUAUUCAGCUUCACCCAAACUGAGAUGCAGCUGGUGAGCGUGGAGAGGACUGAGGAGUACUCCACCAGCCUUCCCACCGAGCCGCAGCACCACAACACAGAGCUGUCCCCAGCGUGGCCCGAACGUGGCUGCUUGGAGUUCCGCGCCGUGGUUUUGUCCUACAGAAGCGGUCUUCCUAAUGCUCUGGACGGGGUCAGCCUGGUGGUGCGACCUGGAGAGAAGGUGGGCAUCGUGGGACGGACGGGCUCUGGCAAGUCCACCCUGUUCCUGGCUCUGUUCCGGAUGGUGGAGCUGAAUCAGGGUCAGAUUCUCCUGGACGGGCUGGACAUCAGCACUGUGGGACUGUCUCAGCUCAGGUCCAGGUUGGCCGUUAUUCCUCAGGACCCCUUCCUGUUCAGCGGGACCAUCAGGGAGAAUCUGGACCCGUGUGGGCGACACGCAGACCAGCAGCUGCUGGACGUCCUGGAGCAGUGCCACCUGGGCUCUGUGGUCAGCAGGAUGGGUGGUCUGGAUGCUGAGGUUGGGGACAGAGGAAAGUCCUUCUCUGUGGGACAGAGACAGCUGCUGUGUCUGGCCAGAGCUCUGCUGACUCAGGCCAAGCUCCUGUGUAUCGACGAAGCCACAGCCAGCGUGGAUCAGAAGACGGACAAGCUGCUGCAGCAAACCAUCAGGGAGAAGUUUGAGGACAAGACGGUGCUCACUAUAGCGCACAGGAUUAACACCAUCAUGGACUGCGACCUGGUCCUGGUGAUGCAUGCUGGGCGGGUGGUGGAGUUUGACACCCCGGCGGCUCUGUGCCAAAACGACAGCUCCAUCUUCCACAGGCUGGUGGGUCAGAAUGCAGAGUGAGACGACGGCGAAGAUGCUGGAGGGAGGGAACUUCGAGAUGGGGUCAAUUCUUCCUGGAUUGGUGGAUUUUCUCUCCACUUCCCCUUAAAUGACUUUUUCUUUUGCCCGUUUGAUCUCAUGGUUUGAUUCUCUUCACUGUGGACACGAUGGAGGACAAAUCGCCCGUCGAAGGCUCAUAUAAACCAGCCGCGGUGGCUGAUGUGGGUCAGUAGCCGCACUUAUGUUUGACUAUUUUAAUAAAUGUGAGAAAGAAGAAAUCUAAAAAUACCUACCGUGCGUUAGCUGCUACCAAACAUCUGGGGAAAAUGUUCCUGCCGGUGUUGUUGCAGGGUUGUUAACCAUAAUUUAGACAGCGGAGGAACACAAAGCCUCAGACUGUGGAAGAAACUGAAUAAGUUACUGUACAUCACUGCAGAGGAUUUACACAUGUAGAACAAACGCUGCUGUUCAGAUGAGUGACAUGUUGUCCUGCAGGUUUAGUUGCAGUCAGGGAUGAAGCAGCAUCAGUCUGACAUUAUGGUCCAAACCCUAAUUUGAUGGAACCAUCGACGUGUCAAUGAUGGGAGCAGAAUUAAUUUGACACUUUUACACUCUUCUGCUGCUAGUUUUAGAUGUUUACAACUAAUCACCCAAGAAGAGAAAACUGAGAAUGGAGCUUUUAUCAGCUUGGCUCCUAAACUUCAUUUCCUUGUUUUAGCAAAAAUGCAGCAUCUUUAGCUGACAACACGUGACAUACAUCUUUAUGUUUUCAUUUUAUCUUUAUUUUUCUUAAAAUAAUUAUGCUUUUUUGGUCUUUUGCACAAGAUCAGUGGGACUUCGGACAUGCUUGUUUAAUUUUCUAACCUUGAUUUUAUCUUUAUGUACGUGUUUUUUUGUACUUUUUUUAAAAGCACAGGGAAGGUUUUUCUACAACGAACUGGCUGCCUGUAAACGUGUUGAGUGUCUCCACUCUUGUCUCUGUUUAUAUUCUCUGUAUUUCCUUUACAAACGCUUGUGUUCUAAUGUACUUGUGGCGUGAACUUGUGCAUGAAGCCAGCUGUGAUAUGAAAUCACACACUGGGCGUCACUGAGCUCCACGCUAACAGCACAGGUUGUCACGCAGACUGUUUUGUGUGGGUGUUUUGGCACCAGAGCUGCAGCUAAAGUCCAUCACUGAUUAGCCUAAUUUUCUGAUUAUUUUUGGUUUAUGAAACCUCAGGAAACGGUGCAAAAUGCCUCUAACGAUGUCCUAAGGCAGUGACUCCAGUGACUCCCAACCCAGCCUGUGAAGUCCACUUUGUGUGAUUGAUAUUUAAUUAGCAUCCGGUUUGACAUGAUUUCAAACAAGCACACCAAUCCAGCAAUUAAUGGAUUAUCGACACAAUUGUUUUUCUUUUGACAGCUCUCAUGUAACCUUUAAAUUCAAAUAUUGAUUGAACAGUUUUUGUCUUUUUGAAUGUUUGGGUUCACUAGAUGAAAUGUUGACAGGCUGUAUGUGCAAUGUGACGAUAUGUGAUGUAUUCAACAUUUCAGAUUCCUUUCAUUUUGUUUAAUUUCCACAGCGCAGUACAAACUGUAAUAAAUAAUAAACAGGGAUUGUUUGUAGCGAA